Molecule: messenger RNA, 635 nt
Organism: Acaulospora morrowiae
Lineage: Eukaryota; Fungi; Glomeromycota; Glomeromycetes; Diversisporales; Acaulosporaceae
Source: the annotation of a GenBank genome assembly
GAUGCCAUCUCGCCUUUGUUCGCGCCGGUAAACCCAUCGAGCGAUCUGGAAGACAAACCGGACGUGGAUUAUCUAUUGGGAAGAUCCCUCGCCUCGAAUGAAGAGAAAACAGAGGAAGGAAAAAAGGAUCUUGAGGUGGAAGAAGACGUAUCUUCCGUUAAGGGGAUAGAGAACAUCUCGAUUUCCUCAGAGAGUCAAAUCCACGAAAGGAUUAGUAACAGCGACGAAUCUUCCUUUGAAGAGGAAAGAAUCAUCGUAAGAGAUUCACACGAAAAGCAAAGAUUAACGAACUCGGAGCCUAAUUUAGACCAGUUAGAUUUUCAGGAUGGCGGCAUUCCGUUUUUUCAAAUCACCGUUGAGGAUCCACAAAAGAUAGGGGAUCCCAUCAAUGCGCAUAUUAUAUACAAAGUCCGGACUAGGACGACGUCUAAUUCUUUUAAAAGCAAGGAUUUCACAGUUUUGAGACGCUACCGGGAUUUUCUGUGGCUUUAUAAUCAACUGACGAGUGGAAAUCCAGGGGUUAUUGUCCCCCCUGUACCGGGUAAACACGCUAUUGGCCGUUUUCAAGACGAAUUCGUGGAAAGUCGUCGCCGGGCAUUGGAAAGAUGCCUGAAUAAAAUCACCUCGCAUCCGAA